AUGUCCAUCAAUUUCCCGAAGGAAGAAGCAGCUACUAUUGAACGAUGGCGCGAGAUUAACGCCUUUCAUCGCCAGCUUGAGCUUUCCGAGGGCCGUCCGCGCUACACCUUCUACGAUGGGCCGCCAUUCGCGACGGGCUUGCCUCACUAUGGCCACUUGCUGGCGUCUACCAUCAAAGACAUCAUUCCACGUUACUGGUCCAUGAAAGGCUACCAUGUCGAACGUCGUUUUGGCUGGGACACCCAUGGCCUGCCCAUCGAGCACGAAAUCGACAAGAAACUCGGAAUCGCUGGAAAGGAUGCCGUGAACAAGUUCGGCAUUGAAAAGUACAACGAGGAGUGCCGAUCCAUCGUCAUGAGAUUUGCGACCGAGUGGCGGCACACCAUUGAGCGUCUGGGCCGCUGGAUCGACUUCGACAACGACUACAAGACGAUGGACCCCAAGUUUAUGGAAUCACUCUGGUGGGUGUUCAAGCAGCUCUUCGACAAGGGCCAGAUCUAUCAAGGCUACCGCGUCAUGCCCUACUCCACCGUCUUGACGACAGCAUUGAGCAACUUUGAGGCGAACCAAAACUACCAAGAUGUGACGGACCCCGCCGUUGUCGUCUCCUUCCCCCUUAUGGACGAUCCUAGUGUCUGCCUGCUGGCCUGGACGACGACGCCUUGGACUCUUCCCUCCCACACUGGCCUCGCCGUUCACCCCGACUUCGAGUACAUCAAGGUUCAUGACGAGAAGUCGAACCAGACCUAUAUCCUGCUUGAGAAGCUCCUCGGGACGCUGUACAAGGAUCCGAAAAAGGCAAAGUUUUCCGUCGUCGGCAAGAUGAAGGGCAAAGACAUGCUGGGUUGGCGAUACAAGCCUCUCUUCGACUACUUUUACGAGGACUUCAAGGACGUCGGCUUCCGCGUAUUCAACGGCACCUACGUCACGGCCGACAGCGGUACAGGCAUCGUGCAUCAGGCGCCGGCGUUUGGCGAAGAUGAUUACAACAUUGCCAUGGAGGCGGGCGUCAUCAGCGAAUCUCGCCCACCCCCCGACCCUAUCAACGACACUGGCCAUUUCACCAGUCGCGUUCCUGACUUCGCUGGCAUGCAUGUCAAAGCAGCGGACAAGCAUAUCAUCAAGCAUCUGAAAAAUGCCGGUCGCCUGAUAGUUGAAUCGCAGCUCAAGCACUCGUACCCGAUGUGCCCUCGAUCUGAUACGCCCCUCAUUUACCGUGCGGUGCCUUCCUGGUUCAUUCGCAUACCCGAUAUCAUCCCGGAUAUGCUGAAGAACAUUGAAGGAUCGCACUGGGUCCCCGCCGCCGUGAAGGAGCGUCGGUUCGCCAGCUGGAUCGCCAACGCUCGCGAUUGGAACGUUGGGAGAAACCGCUACUGGGGCACGCCCAUCCCCCUCUGGGUCAGUGAUGACCUCGAGGAGCGUGUUUGCAUUGGGAGCGUGGCAGAGCUGCGCGAGCUGAGCGGCUACGAGGGCGAACUCAACGAUAUCCACAGGGACAAGAUUGAUCACAUCACGAUUCCGUCCAAGAUGGGCAAGGGCACGCUACGACGCGUUGACGAAGUCUUCGAUUGCUGGUUUGAGUCCGGCAGCAUGCCGUACGCCAGCCAGCACUACCCGUUUGAGAACGUGGACAAGUUCAAGCAGUCCUUCCCCGGAGACUUCAUCGCCGAAGGUCUCGAUCAGACGAGAGGCUGGUUUUACACGCUGCUUGUUCUGGGCACCCACCUGUUUGGCUGCUCACCAUUCCAAAACUGCGUCGUCAACGGCAUCGUGCUUGCCGAGGAUGGGAAGAAGAUGUCGAAGAGGCUCAAGAACUACCCCGAUCCGGCUAUCGUGAUGGAAAAGUACGGAGCGGAUGCUCUUCGUCUCUAUCUCAUCAACUCGCCCGUUGUUCGCGCCGAGCCGCUGCGUUUCAAGGAAUCAGGCGUCAAGGAGGUUGUGCAGAAGGUUCUGCUGCCGCUAUGGAACAGCUACAAGUUUUUCGAGGGCCAGGUGGCGCUCCUGAAGAAGGCCGAGGGGGUGGAUUACAUGUGGGAUCCUGGCAUGGAGUCGACCAACACCAACGUCAUGGACCGGUGGAUCCUGGCAAGCUGCCAGAGCCUUCUUGCGUUUGUCAAUGAAGAAAUGCGAGGUUAUCGGCUCUACACCGUGGUCCCUCGACUGCUCGGACUCAUCGACAACACCACCAACUGGUACAUUCGAUUCAACCGCCGAAGACUCAAGGGCGAGAAUGGACUGGACGACACACAGCACGCCCUGAAUGCCUUGUUCGAGGUGCUCUUCACCCUCUGCCGUACACUGGCACCGUUUGCACCAUUCUUGUCGGAUCAUAUCUACCUGAGACUCCUUCCGCACAUCCCCAAGGAGUUGCAGGCCGAUGAUGCUCGAAGCGUCCACUUCCUUCCCUUCCCGGAAGUGCGACAAGAACUCUUUGACUCCGUCGUGGAGAGGAGAGUGGCAAGGAUGCAACGCGUCAUCGACCUUGCCCGAGUCUCGCGAGAGCGUAGAACGAUUGGACUGAAGACUCCCUUGCGGAGCUUGGUCAUCAUCCACCACGAUGCACAGUACCUCGAAGACGUCAAAUCCCUCGAGAGCUACAUCACGGAGGAGUUGAACGUGCGGGACUUGGUGCUGUCCGGAGACGAAGCCAAGUACAACGUCCAGCUCAGCGUGACUGCUGACUGGCCAGUCCUCGGUAAGAAGCUGCGAAAAGACAUGGCGCGUGUCAAGAAGGCGCUCCCGGAUUUGAGCAGCGAGCAGGUGCAGGAGUACCUGUUGAAGAAGGAGAUCAUGGUCGAUGGAAUUCGGCUCGAGGAGGGCGAUCUGGUGGUGCGACGAGGCUUGCGCGAAGAUUCCACGUCGAAGGAUUUGGAGAUCAAUUCGGACAGCGACGUGCUGACCAUCUUGGAUUCGAAGAUCUACCCCGAGCUGGCGCACGAGGGCUUGGCACGGGAAGUCAUCAACCGCGUGCAGCGUCUUCGCAAGAAAGCGGGGCUCCAGGCCACCGACGACGUCAAGAUGGAAUACAACAUCCUGUCCGAUCCGGAGAAGAUUGGUCUGGAAGAGGCGCUCGUGUCGCAGGCAGCCACGUUUCAGAAGAUACUGCGACGGCCCCUCGACAAGCUCCAGGAUGGAGGUCCUGGGCAGGGCCUUAUUGCGGAGGAGGAACAAGAGGUGCAACAGGCGACCUUCAUGCUACGACUGCUGAAGUUGUGA
This is a messenger RNA of Drechmeria coniospora, 3216 nucleotides long. RefSeq names its product isoleucyl-tRNA synthetase. Gene Ontology annotation, biological process: isoleucyl-tRNA aminoacylation. The transcript is spliced from 4 exons. Lineage: Eukaryota; Fungi; Ascomycota; Sordariomycetes; Hypocreales; Ophiocordycipitaceae. Gene Ontology annotation, molecular function: tRNA binding; aminoacyl-tRNA deacylase activity; ATP binding. The record is from RefSeq and is a predicted model, not a curated record. Bases 1 to 3216 code for a protein of 1071 amino acids.